Anopheles aquasalis is the source of this 1625-nucleotide messenger RNA. RefSeq lists its product as uncharacterized. The record is from RefSeq and is a predicted model, not a curated record. NCBI's taxonomy places the organism in Eukaryota, Metazoa, Arthropoda, Insecta, Diptera, Culicidae.
CCGCGUUGUGUGUAGUGAUUCUAACUCGCGACUCAAUUAACUCGCCAUCCGACGACGAUGACGGACAGUUUCUAGUGUGCCGGCGAUCAUCACACUCGCGCCGAUAGUAUGGAUCACGAGCGAAAAGUGAAGUUUCUAACGACGGAGCUGGUGGAGAAGAUUCUGCGCCAGAAUGCGGAUCUACAAGACUAUCGUCUACGGGAGGGAGAGGACAGUUGUACCCUUACCACUCCAAAGGGGCUGGAUGGCUUUAUGUCGGUGAUUCAUCGGUUAACGCUGGAGCUCGAGCACAAGCGCACAAGAUCACCCAAAACACUGACACUGAUGGUCAAGGUCAUGAAGGGGGAUGACGAUUUCCGCCAGAAGUCACUCGGAUUGGUCCUCUUCCCGAACGAGAUCAAUGUUUACUCGCACGUGCUGCCAACAUUCGAGCAGCUAAUUCGUGAGAGCGAUGCACCGAUCAAUCUGACCACGCUCUGCCCUCGGAUCUACCUGGCCGAGUCUGGCGCUCGCUAUCCAGCUUACAGCGACCAGGAGGAAACAUUCCUGGCGAUGCAAGACGUAGCCUCGAGUGGUUUCAUACCCGGACCACGACUUAACCUCGAUCGACCUCAUCUGGAGCAGAUGGCACGCAAGGUGGCUCAGUUUCACGCCUGUUCCUACGCCCUCCGUAUCGGUGGCCACUCGGACCGGCUACGAUCGCUCGUGAAUCGCAUCAUUCCACUUAACUUCAUCCAGGACGGAGCGAUCUUCUUCCAAAGUUAUGACAUCGUCUUCAAGGUAGUCUUCGAGCGUUUGUUCCGCUAUCUUCACACCAAUCCGGCCUCGCUCGCGGAGCUGAGUGAUGAGGUCCGGGAGAAGAUCGACCUGCUGGAGCACAAGUACGGCACGAACCCAUCGGAACUGAUGCAACGCUGUCUGGCGAGGGAUGACACGUACUCCGUCAUUCUGCACGGUGACUACAACCGCAACAAUGUGCUCUUCCGGUACGAGAACGGUACGCCCCAGGAUGUGAUGUUGCUGGACUUCCAGGAGAACCGGUACGGUUCGCCGGCGCUCGAUCUCUCGUUCUUCAUGUACAUGAACAUGCCACCGGAAGCGUGGCAGGAUGGGCGCUGGGAACAAGUCCUUACGGCCUAUCAUCGCGAGCUCAUCGGCUGUAUUUGUGCCAUCACACACCUCGAACCGGACGACAGUAGCCUGCUACCGUAUGGGUACGACGCGAUGAAACGACAUCUGGCACAGUAUUUCAUCUACGGAGCAGUAAUAGCCAUCAAAUUUCUACCCUGCAUGCUGUCGAGCGAGUCCGAGGUGGAGCAGAUUGUGCAUCACUUCCACACGGACAUCACGGCGCCCGGUUUUCGCGAUAUCUAUCUGAUCGCCGGUGGUGAACCGGUCAACGAGCGACUGACGAAGGUUCUCAUCCAUGCCACCGAGCAAGGUUACUUGGAUAUGCUGUAGAGCGGCAUCGCACCGUUAGCAUAGAAAGUGAUUUUGAAAGAGAAAUAUUUACCCUCAAACGCUAGCUGCGAUGAAUUGCGAUGUCAAAUGAAUCUGUCAUCCAUCAGUUUUGUAGAAUAGAUGUAAAGGACCUUCGCUUCUAAAACUCCCCGUUUUCCAAUGUG